Messenger RNA from Drosophila bipectinata, 1807 nucleotides. RefSeq lists its product as uncharacterized. Lineage: Eukaryota; Metazoa; Arthropoda; Insecta; Diptera; Drosophilidae. Gene Ontology annotation, molecular function: oxidoreductase activity. The record is from RefSeq and is a predicted model, not a curated record.
CCUCUGUGUAGUAGUCGUAGUAGUGUUGCCUUUUUAGUUAAAAGUUGUUGUUGUAGUUAUCUCAGUCUCUCCAACGUCUCCUCUCUGCCGCCUCUAUAUCUCUCUCUCUCAAUCGGUUCUGUUUUGGUUACCAUUUUUGUGGCUUUGUUUUCGCCUUAUUUGCCAUUUGCCGCCAUGACUUCGAUGACAUUGCUGCCACGAUCGGUUUGUGUUACCGCCCACGCCCACGCCCGAGCGUCCAACUGGCGGCGGUCCAUUCCAGCGCUUCAAAGGCGCCAUCAGCAAUUGCACACUAGUGGGCGGCUGCCUGCACUUUUAGCCACAACAAUAACAACAACAGCAACAGCAGCGAGGGCGCCAAAUUCGCAUGCAAAUGGAAGCGUGUUCUAUCUGAUCCGCCGAAAUAUGUCUGUUGCUCCGAAACUGGUGGCCGUCGCCGAGUCGCGUCGCUUUAUGAUCGACUGCUUCAAGGCAGUGAAGGUGCCCCAGGCCAAUGCCGAGGCCCAGGCGGACCUUCUGGUGGGCGCCGACUACCGAGGACACUUCAGCCACGGCAUGAACCGCCUGGAGAUGUACAUCAAUGAUCUGGCCAUCCAUGCCACUGACGGAGCCGUGCAGCCAAAGAUCCUAAAGGAGACUCCGGCCACCGCCUGGGUGGAUGGCCAGAAUGGUCUGGGAGCCGUGGUUGGCAACUUCUGCAUGGAUCUGGCCAUCAAGAAGGCCAAGACCGUGGGUGUGGGCUGGGUGUGCGCCAAGGGAUCGAACCACUAUGGCAUUGCCAGCUGGUAUCCCCUGAGAGCCAUGCAGCAGGGACUCGUCGGCGUUUCCAUGACCAACACCUCGCCGCUGAUGGCGCCCACGCGUGGCAAGGAGGCUGCUUUGGGAACUAAUCCCCUCUCUUUGGGCGCCAAUGCCACCAACGACGAUCACUUCCUGCUCGACAUGGCCACCACGGCGGUGGCUGUGGGCAAGAUCGAGAUCCAGCGGAGGAAGGGAGCCAAGCUUCCUGAUGGCUGGGCCCAGGACCCCGAGGGCAACAAUACCAAUGACGCAGAGCUGGGCUUCUCGACCGGAUGUCUCUAUCCUUUGGGCGGCGCGGAGCUAACCUCAGGCUAUAAGGGCUACGGCCUGGGUGCCAUGGUGGACGUACUUUCCGGCGUGAUGUCUGGUGCCAACUAUUCCACGAAGGUGCGCAAGUGGACCCACGCUGGAGCUGACACGGCUGCCGAUCUCGGUCAGGUCUUCAUCGCCGUGGAUCCCAAUUGCUUCGCUCCCGGAUUCGAGGAGCGUAUGACUGACUUUAAUGGACGUCUAAGGAAUACUACUCCGACUGAUCCCAACAACCCAGUUAUUCUGGCUGGUGACAAGGAGACCCAAGGCAUGAAGUCCGUGGACAAAGCCGGUGGUAUCCAAUAUCUGGAGAAUCAGAUUAAAACCUGCACCAUGUUGGCGGAGAAACUGAAGAUUAAGCCCCUGCAGUUUAUCGAUUAAAGGAUACUUGAUUAGGAAUUGAGGAACGGGAGCCAAGCUCCUUUAUUGCCAUAUAUUUUGCAUUCGUGGACCAAAGCACUUAGUUCUUUCUCACUGCGAAGAAACACACUUUAUUAUAUUUUUACAUAUCCGACUAAAGGACUUUCAAAAAAUAAGUUUACUUUUAGCCAGAUGCGUAAAUUCAAUUUACAAGCCUUUGUAUAAAUUGUAAUUAUUUUGAUAUACAAUUUCCUAUUUCAGUAGAUUUUAAAUAUUUAGCUAAAACUAUGAUAUUCAACAAGCAAUUGUUUAAAAUAAAUCAAAUACUUUAAUAGAA